CUCAUCCCACAACCUUUGAUGGACUGUCAGACAGGUGGAAUUAUUGGGCUCUAAGCCUGUUUGUAGGCAGUUCCCAUCAUUUCCUUAUUUAUGGCUUAAUUCCCUUGGAACCGGUGGAUCCAGUUGAGUAUUCGCCCCAGCCUGACAUCGAUUGACCCAGGUGUUGAACAGGCACAGGUUUCACUUCACUAUGUCAAAGCAGUUUCAGAUCAGAGGAAGAAAUCUAAUAGUCGGGGGGAAAGCGCGUAGACGCGUGUGAAAUGGAAAAGCUGACGGGCUUGUUCGGCGCAAAGGAAGUCACCAAACGAUAGAAACCCAAGAAGCAGCUUGCUUCCUAAGUUUUUUUUUUUUUUUUCUUCUUUUUUUUUUUCAUUUGGGGCAAGAUCGUCCCCUGUUUGUGACCAAUAUGAACUCCAGUUGAACAUGACAGUCAUCAGAGGACUUCUUCAUCAUCACAUUAGACUCUGAAAAGCCUCUGUCAUUGGAAAUAAUUUCACGCGUUUCUUUUUCUUUUUUUUUUUGCGCAAGGAUUUCUUUGGAGACUUACUUGCGUUUUCACAGGGGGGAGACCAAACAAAAAGCUCUACCCCCUGAAAAUGGACAUGGAGGCGUCGAAUGGCUAUAUUGCGAGUAAUGGCGACUGCUCUCCCAGGAAGGAGAACUCGAGAAUGCUGGUGGACCUGUCGACCAGCACACCCAAUGGCCAGCGUUCCAAAAGUCCUGAUUCCCCUGCUGCACGCACAAUCAAACAAGAGGAAGGUACAGAGGAGGAGACGGAGAGAAGGCCCAGUGGUCCAGAUGAGGCGGGCCACAGCGGUGAGGAAGGUUCUGGAUUGGAGGAGCACAUGAUUGACAGUCCAAACAACUUACAAGAUGCUGGGCCAGGAACAGAAGUGCAGAAUGACACGGGAAUAAGACUGCCAAAUGGUAAAUAUAAUGGUGAACGGCCGUUCCAGUGUAACCAGUGUGGGGUUUCAUUCACUCAGAAGGGCAACCUGCUGAGGCACAUCAAACUCCACACGGGAGAGAAGCCCUUCAAAUGCCCGUUCUGCAGCUACGCUUGUCGCCGUCGUGACGCCCUGACUGGACAUCUGCGCACACACUCAGUGGGCAAACCACACAAGUGCAACUACUGUGGGCGGAGCUACAAGCAGCGCACCUCAUUGGAGGAGCACAAAGAACGGUGUCAUAAUUACUUGCAGAGCGUCGGAAUGGACUCCGCCUCCAAUCCUGGCCCAUAUCCAGGGGACAUUCCAAAGGAGCAGAGGUCGCUGGAGUCCGCUGGCAUGGCGGCUUUUGACCGGCCUCCUGUAAUUGAAAGACUGGGGAACGUGGGUAAACGGAAGAGCACCACGCCACAGAAGUUUGUGGGUGAGAAAAUGGUUCGCUAUUCGUACCCUGAACUGAACUAUGAGAUGGGCCUGAAGUAUGAAAAGGAAGCGGAGUUGAUGCAGGCCCAAAUGAUGGACCAUGCCAUUAGCAAUGCCAUCAACUACCUGGGCUCUGACUCCUUAAGGCCUGUGGUCCAUCACCCAUCCCUCUCCAUGGCCGAGGUGGUACCAAUGGUGAACCCGCUAUUCCAUCCGGUGUACCCGCUCGGCCCACGCAUGGACAGGCCCAGCAGUCGAGAGGCUCCACCAAUGCCCCACCCUAACCCAGAGUUCCCGCACCCAACCAAUGGCGCAAUUUCCUUGGUCAGGCCCAAGAAUCCUCAAUUGGCCCGAGACGGGUCGCCGUGCCACAGUGGACCGGAUUCGGCCGAUUCGGCACGGAGCAGCCCCCGGGACAAGCUCAGCGCUGCCGGGCACAGGUCGCGAUCCAGCCCGGGGUUCGGCCGGCCAGAGGAAGGGAGGGCGAUCGACGCCAGCCGGUCCACCCCGAGGGAUGGCAUCCGCGUCUUCAGCCGCGAGGGCCAGGAGCUGAGGGUGUUCCAGUGCGAGCACUGCCGCGUUCUGUUCCUGGACCACGUCAUGUACACCAUCCACAUGGGUUGCCAUGGUUACAGAGACCCGCUGGAGUGCAACAUCUGCGGCCACCGCAGCAAAGAUCGCUACGAGUUCUCCUCGCACAUCGUUCGUGGAGAACACACCUUUCGUUAGCACUCUUGCAGUCGAUUUACUGCAGACGGCACAAGUUUACGGCCGAAGCAUUACGUGAGCACCAAUCGGCAGAUAUAUGAAGGUUUGGGUCCAAUAGAAUUGUUUUUUUCAUUUUGGAGCUGUUUGAAGAUUUUUGUUCUGGGUGAGGGGAUGAGUAGUUUAUUUUGUGAAUGUUUCGCUUGACUUUUUUUUUUUUUUUUUUUUUCAAAACACAUUUUAUUGUUGUGUAUGUACUGAACCUUCCAGCAGAGCAGCUAUGUGUUAUCUAAAGUUGUGAAGUUCUUUCCCUUUUUUUUUGUCAUCUUUAUUACCUCGAUGCAUGCUAUCAUUUCUGUUUCAUGGACCAGGUACACAGAGAAACCAGAGGACCACUGGAGAACUAAACCGUUUAGUUUUGUGUAAAAAAAAAAAAAAGAAGAAAAAAAAAAAAGACUAAUUCAUAGCUUCAUGCUGCUGUGGCUUCUUAGUGCCUUGCUGAUGUUUUGAACGGCACGAUUUUGCCUUUUACAGAGUGGUUUGUAUCUUUUUAGCAUCUUUUCUCAUCACCCGCUCCAUUCCGAUGAAGUUCUCGGUUCGUGUGGGCCGAAGCUUUGGUUUUCGUGCUAAUUUCCUGUUCCUCAUGCCGGUGCUAUGCUAGUUUCACAAAAGCAGUCCUGUAGUUGGCACGGUCUUUCCGACAGAUUACAAUGAAAUGUUGAUGACAAAUCUCGUAGAUUUGUACGGGAGACCGAAGUAUUUUUUUUGCCAUGUUAAGGACAGGUGAGUUUUCCGUGCUGUUUUGCUUCUGUUGCACACUUACUAUCAUCUCUUGCGUUCUUAUGCACUUCGCUGAAAACAGCACUGCGACAUGCCUUGAUAAACCUGUUUUUUGCACUAUUAGCUUGAGGCCUUGGGCAAAAAUAUGCUAUUUCCAUGCUAUUGAUAAAGGGAACAAAGAUCAUUGUUUAGUUCAGCUAGUCCCAGUGCAGUAGUUUGAACAAGUCUGCAGAUAUAUUAACAUGCUUUACCAACAGGGUUGCCAUAUUUUUGAUUGAAAUCUGUGAAUUUCACUCUGCCUUUCAGACCGAAUGCCUCAUUAUUAAUGCCUUGUUAAAUAAAUCUCCUCUGACUGUCUUCAGUGUUACAGCACAAAGUCUUUAGAUUCGUAAAGAGUCUAGAUUUUCAGUUUUUAAAUGACAAAUGUUGUCUUUUUAGCCCGCACAUGGACCAAUGUAUUUGUUAUUGAGCCAGGAGCUUAAAUAUUCACCUACAUGCAUUUUUCGUUUGCCUCUAGUUAGCUAAUAUAUUUUAUCUUAGAGAGACAAAUAGAUAACGUAUGCGCAGUUACAAAUGACUAAAAGGAGUCUGUCUGAUACUGGAACAAUGUAGAUCUUAUAAACCUAAUAACAACUUCUAUAGAUGCUAGAAGAUUGCUGUCGAGAUUUCAUCACUAACCCGGACUGCACGAGAGCUUUACAAGAUAAAACGCGGUUUAUUAAUCAAACAAUGUUUCGCCCCCUCCAACUCUUUAGAAUUUUCCCAUGCUUGAUGCAGAGACCUGUUCUCAUUAUUUUCAGGGCAUUAAAAUGCGUCGUGAAAAUUUAAACUAUUUGUUUUAUAAUGUUCACAGUCGUGUGUGUCUUCCCUUUUUACUUACUCUUUUUUUCUUUCUUCAAUGUUGUUGAAUAUUUACAUGAAGCGUUCUGUAGCACAACCGUAAAUCAAGCUUCAAUCAACGCAUUUGUCUCAACGUGUACUACUGUUCAGAAGCUCCCUUGUAUAUUUGUUGGGCUUUUAUGUCAGUGCUACAAGAGCUUAACAUCACUAUCAGACUCUGUUGUACCUAUUGUUUUAAAGCUUUGCUUUUGUCUUCUCUGCUUUGAGGAAAAGUCCAAAAAAACUGUGAAUAUGCCCUUUAAACGUUAUGAGGAAAAAUACAUAAAUGCGUUUUAUUGUUCUUUAAAUAAUAGCUUUGCCUUUUUUUACACCUCCAAAAAAUGACAACGCGCACACAUAUCACCUCUUAAAUCAUGAAACAUUUUGAAGAAUUUUAUUUGUUCUUGUGAAGCAUGAAUAUCUUUAUGAAUUUUUUUGUUUGUUUGCUUUUUUUGGAUUGGUGUCACAAGCAGGCAUGAAAUUGAAUGUGCUCCACAAUUCCAGGGCAUUUUAUAGAAUUAUUAUCAAAGCUUAUUGUAUAUUAUACAUUGUGUUUGUUUAGUUAAAAAAAAAGAAACAAGGUGAAGGAAACAUUGAUGUAAGACUAUGUUUACAACUGAAUGAACAAGAGCACAUGAACAGAACGUGUUCUUUCGAUGAGUCCACACGUAUGGGAGUGGAGAGUACUUGAACUUACAAGAAAGGCACUCUAGAGUCAGGUUUCACUUUUUACCUUAAAGUGUAUGGGACUGCUAUUUUCUCAUCUGUAUAAAUAUAUAUAUUUUUUGUGAGAGAAAGGUGUUUUUUUAACUGUUCUUAUUCACUGUGGACCUUACAAACAGUAAGACAAGGGUUUGCAGUGUAUUUUUAUACAAGUGAAUAAAUGUAUGUAUGAAUUAUAUACAGUAUAUUUUGGUAAAAAUGUUGAAAGGGGUUAUCUUUUGCUGUGUGUCGGUUCACUUUUUUGGGUUUUCUCAGGUACAGUGUUGUCAAAAAUCUUCUUAAGGCAUUUGUAUGGAACUGUAGGAGAGAAUUGAAUUAAUAUUGAAUUGUUUAGCACUAUUUGACAAAGUAAAAUAUCCAAAUAUAUAUAUAUAAAUAUUUUUUUUUUAGAUAGAAAUCUUAAGACCAAGGUUUACUGUUUCUAAGGUUGACUUUUGUAACCUUGGCAUCUUUAAGGAAAGUGUGUCGUUCUAUGUUGGUUUUUAAAGCAUGGGCUUUUCUGCAUUAAAUACUGUCAUCAUAUGAACCUGA
Messenger RNA from Pimephales promelas (fathead minnow), 4988 nucleotides. It is a transcript of the gene ikzf2, whose product is annotated as IKAROS family zinc finger 2. The record is from RefSeq and is a predicted model, not a curated record. Gene Ontology annotation, biological process: regulation of transcription by RNA polymerase II. Gene Ontology annotation, molecular function: DNA-binding transcription factor activity; RNA polymerase II cis-regulatory region sequence-specific DNA binding. Lineage: Eukaryota; Metazoa; Chordata; Actinopteri; Cypriniformes; Leuciscidae.